This is a messenger RNA of Fulvia fulva, 846 nucleotides long. RefSeq names its product Prohibitin-1. Gene Ontology annotation, biological process: mitochondrion organization. Gene Ontology annotation, cellular component: mitochondrion; membrane. NCBI's taxonomy places the organism in Eukaryota, Fungi, Ascomycota, Dothideomycetes, Mycosphaerellales, Mycosphaerellaceae. The transcript has 2 exons. The coding region runs from base 1 to 846 and encodes 281 amino acids. The record is from RefSeq and is a predicted model, not a curated record.
AUGGCAAACGCGCUCAACAACAUAUACCGAUGGGCGAUUCCGACCGCGGCUGCCUUCUCGCUGGCCUCCGCGUCCAUCUACGAUGUGAAGGGUGGCACUCGAGCGGUCAUCUUCGAUCGACUACGAGGAGUGUCUGACCAGGUCGUCAACGAAGGCACACACUUCCUGGUCCCAUGGCUGCAGAAGGCCGUCACAUUCGACGUACGAACCAAGCCCAGGAACAUCAGCACAACCACUGGCAGCAAGGACCUCCAGAUGGUUAGCUUGACACUGCGUGUGCUGCACCGACCUGAAGUGCAACAACUUCCCAAGAUCUACCAGAAUCUCGGACAAGACUACGAUGAGCGUGUACUACCUUCCAUCGGAAACGAAGUCUUGAAAGCCAUCGUGGCACAAUUCGAUGCCGCCGAACUCAUCACACAGCGCGAGGCCGUCUCUAACCGCAUCCGCGCCGACCUCCUGAAGCGAGCGAACGAGUUCAACAUUGCCCUGGAGGACGUUAGCAUCACACACAUGACAUUCGGCCGCGAGUUCACCAAGGCUGUUGAGGACAAGCAGAUUGCACAGCAAGACGCAGAGCGAGCACGCUUCAUCGUUGAGAAGGCCGAACAGGAGAGACAAGCAAGCGUUAUCCGUGCAGAGGGAGAAUCAGAGGCCGCAGAAGUCAUCUCCAAGGCUGUCGCUAAGAGUGGUGAUGGUCUCAUCCAGAUCCGAAGAAUCGAAACACAGAAGGAUGUUGCACAGAUGCUAUCGAACAACCCGAACGUGACGUAUCUACCGGGUGGAGGUAGUGAAGGUGGCAAUGGUGGCGGCAAGGGUAGCUUUCUCCUGGGUCUGAGGUCGUAA